Messenger RNA from Desarmillaria tabescens, 1376 nucleotides. RefSeq lists its product as uncharacterized. NCBI's taxonomy places the organism in Eukaryota, Fungi, Basidiomycota, Agaricomycetes, Agaricales, Physalacriaceae. Bases 92 to 1186 code for a protein of 364 amino acids. The transcript is spliced from 3 exons. The record is from RefSeq and is a predicted model, not a curated record.
UACUUAAUCCCAAAUGCACGAGUCUAUUAAGCGUGAUCGUCUCACUGCUAAGGCUCCUACUCUCUAGUUCCAUUACCCACAGAUUCCCAAGAUGCUUGACGGCUGCGCCUCUAUUAUAGUGUGCAUUGCUGGCGUUGGUUAUGCGAUUGUCUCCGGAUCACGCCUGUUCAUCGCACCACAGAAGAAAAUUGACAAGCUGGAAGAAUCCCUGAAGAGGGCAAACUCCUUACACCAGCUCGUCGCAACAAAACUGUCGGCUGAAGAGUCAUUGGAUCUCAGUCAGACCCAGAAAGACCUCAUAGACGAACUCAAUGGGCUCGACAAGACACGAUGGGGUCAUUUGAAGAAUCUCGGCAAAUAUUCCCAAUUUAAAAAGAACGUAAAAGCUCACUGUCAAGAUGUCAAGAAAGUGAGUCGGCGUUGCCUUGCAGAGGCUCAGCUGGCCGAUGCAGCUGAGCGUGCUGCGAGAGAGGCCAUGGAAAAAGCAACCGCUCAGGAGGAAGAAGCUACCAAAAAGCGUUUGCAAAUAUUAGAGCAGGAUCUCCUUGCCCUCUUAGGCCGGAAAUUUUGGCGGCAGGCUUUGAAGAAGAAUCGCAGUCAACCUGGUGCCCCCAGGUCUCCUUCGAUGGCGGGAGUCACUCCAACAUCUUUCGAACUACUAAACUCUUCUAACACAUCAUUGCCCAUUUCUGUCAUGACUCCUCAUGGUUCAGAUACUCCUCGGCCUGGUCAAAUUUCCACCGCGCUUGACGGCCUCGUUCUGGAUGGAGAUCUCAUCGAUUUCUCUGACACCUCCCUUGACCUUGGUCAACGAGAUGGAAUUUUGAUCGAUUUAUCCACGGACGACGCCGGGUCCUUACACAGACUCUUCUCUUCUGACAGCGACAUCAGUUACCUGGAAGGGAUAAACCUUCUCAGUACGCUUCUGGACUCUCCCAAUGCCAUCAGGAUCCCGACCGAGGCGUCUCAUCCCAACGAAACACCCAUUUCUGACGAUGUACCCCCCUCUGCAUCCGGUACUAAUGUACCUGGAGUUGCUCCUGUUCCCGAACAGAACUCGGAAAAUCAGCACAUACCACCAAAGCGUUUUGGAGUCACAUUUAAUCAACUCUUAGAGGGUAUGCGAACAGCCUCCGGGUGUAUAUCUGCAUCCACGAACCUCUAUGGAGCCAUCGCAAAUGCAUGAAUCUGCUCGAAGGUUAGCAUCUGUCAUUCCAUGCUAUUGAAUAUGCUUCUUACUGAUUGCAUACCUUAGUAGCUUCGUUGACUGCGCCUUCGUAGAUAGAUACUUUUUCUCUAUCUAUUUUAUCUGACACUUUUUAUACCAUCUAUCUAAGUGUAUGUUGUACAAAAUAAUCAGAUCUUGCAUUAAACUG